Messenger RNA from Porites evermanni, 19857 nucleotides. Lineage: Eukaryota; Metazoa; Cnidaria; Anthozoa; Scleractinia; Poritidae. The record is from the annotation of a GenBank genome assembly.
CACGGAAGUUACCCCAUUGACGCUACUUCAAUAUGGCGGUUUAGGUGACGUUAAUAACGGAGUGUAUCAGACUUUUUACCUUUACCUCUUCUUUAACGUGUAAUCAAGAUGGCAGAGAAUGUUCAUCAAAACUUGGAAAGUAUGCUGCCCGAACUAGAGGAGCUGGAGAGAAUGGGAGUCUUCUCCAGUGAUGAAAUAAGGUACGCAGUUUUUCGAACCCCUUUCACGCGUUUUGAAACGUGGUCAAUCACAAGAUAGCUAUUUCUUUAAGUUAAGUUUAUUUAUCAUUUGCAGCUUUAGACAGGGGCAACUUCAGAAUACCCAGCCACAAAUAACUGGGGUAAAUUUACUGUUAACGCGAUCCGGAGUAUCUAAGUUUUAAUUCAGUUAAAACUGUCCCAGUGAAAGGUAAAUUGACUAAAGGAGUAAAUUUACCUCUCAGGAGAUCCUUAGUCUCGUAGUCGCGUUAGUAGGAUUUGAUGAUCAUAUACAACUACAGUGUGUGGGAACUUUAACACUUAAAGCCGCAAUAUCAUCGUGAAUAAAAACAAUUAUAAUAAUCCUAUAUUACCCUCUGCAUUGUUUACAGCACUAAUGCUAGUGUGGCUGAGUAAAUGCCUAAAACAAAUGAUUUAAAUCAAAACUUAACAGGGUAAUAAAUCCUGACUUGUGGGAGACUACCCACUUGGUAAUUUACAAGUGUGGCGAAGAAUUUGAACUUUUGACUUCUGAGAAAAAAAUCCAGCCUCUGAACCGCAAGUCCAGUGUUCAGUGCGGCCCUUGGUGAUGCUGCCCCUUUACGUGUAUAUCGACAAGCCUCCAUAAAUUUCUCAUAGCAUAAGUUGAAUGAAGCUGUAAGAGGAUCAUUACAGCGAAUGGGUUAUCAUUGUUUAAAAUCUCUUGACUUCUUUCCUUGAUUAUUCCUUGAUGCUGUAUGGAGAAAUUUGAUACGGGACGCCUUUUGGAUUUCAUUUGAUAGAGACUGUUCUAUUGGAUUUUGAGGCAGCUCUUACUCUCGGAGAUCUAGACACUGCACCUUAAACCCAUUUUGAAGUUUUGGAGGAAGGGGCACGAGGCAGCGUGGCUGAGUGGUCAUCAUGUCAUACUCGCAAUCUGGUGGUUCCACUCAAACCACAAGUUGGAACUGUUUCUUGGUCAUAGUAAAUUCAUUUGUCCACGUAUGAAAAUAGCCAACUGGUUGCCUCCUACCAGUCAGCGUUGAUAAUCCUGUUAAAGUGUGUGUUUAUUUGGAUAUUUCUUCCCAAUAAUUAUACAAUAAUAAUUGUACAGUUAUUAUCUUUUUGUUUGAGUGCAUUGACUGUAAACAAGCUGAAUAGAGUGGACUUCCCUUAAAAACAAACCUUAAUCUUUACCUUGGCUAGACAUGUAAUUUAUUAUGAUGUUCAUAUAAAUGUAAAGUCAAUUAUUACAUUUUAUGUUAUUAGGUGAAAUCUGCAGUUCAUACACAAACUGGCAAGUUGUCUGAUUGCCUUAGCAUUCUUAUAUAUAUAAAUACACUUUGUUCCUUUACACAGGAAUAUCAUAACAAAGAGGCGUGAAUAUGAAUACCACUUACAGAAGAGAAUUGUUCAGAAGGCAGACUUUCUUAGAUACAUGCAGGUAUGCGUGUAUACUGUUUAAAGUCAUUUUUCCUAAGUGUUAAUGUACAGCUGGAUUAGUGCUUGAUAUGCACAACUACAGUAUAACUAACUUAAGGCUAUUCCUUGGCUGAGGUAUUUUAAAAACAAUUCAAAGUCAUGUGAUCUAGGUAAAGGGCUGACAGCUUUUCUUUCAAAUUCACAAAUCUCAUGAAAAUGUUACAUGUAUAUCCUGGGAUUAUCAGGGAUUAUCUUGUCUAAGAUCCCAUGAAGUGGGCAGGAUCCUGUAUAAGAUCCUAUGAAGUGGGCAGGAUCCUGUGUAAGAUCCUGUGAAGUGGAUAGGAUCCUGUGCAAGAUCCUGUAAAAUGGACAGGAUUCUGUGUAAGAUCCUAUGAAGUGGGCAGGAUCCUGUGUAGGAUCCUAUGAAGUGGGCAGGAUCCUGUGCAGGAUCCUAUGAAGUGGACAGGAUCCUGCUUAAGAUCCUGUAGGAUACUGUUUAGGAUCCUAUAGGAUCCUGUAAGGAUCCUGUUGGAUCCUGUAUGAUCCUUAAGGAUCUCAAGCAGGAUCCUUUAGGAUCUUACUUAGGAUCCUGAGUAGGAUUUCUACCAGGGAUUAUAAGAUGAAAAGUUGGAUGUCUUGAAGUCCUAAAGCUAACUUCCUUAUAGGCUUCCUAUAUAGGUAUUAUGAUAAUAAUUGUGGUACUAUCAGUUAAUUCAAAACUUCAAGCCUUGUACUGCACUGUGAGAGGGGACCUGUACUAAACUAUUGUCUAACAGUGAUCUAAAUGUAUACAUUUUGUAUGUACUGUAAGUUAACAAUCACAAUAAUUUUUUUGUCUCCCUGAUAAUUUGCAGUAUGAGAUUAAUUUAGAUAUGCUGAAGAAGAAAAGAAAAGUGGUAAGAAAUUUUCCAGUAUUCAGCUGUAAAAGUUUUUCAAAAUGCUAUUGAAUUUCACAGUUACAUUAAAUUUUUAUGCAAAAAGGAUUGUUCAAUGUAAAACAGUAGCAGAUUAUGUGUGCCGGUAUUUUCUGCAAUGUUUUUGUUACCAAAAAAUCUCCUUCAAUUUUAUCUUUGGUUUAAAUUUAAUUUCCUUUUAUUAUGUUUUGGGAGUGGUUAUUUUAUAUUUGUGUGAUAAUGAUUUGAAAGUAAAGGAAAUAUAUUUAAGUAAAGGGAAAAAAAGAACCAAAGCAUACAUACAUGUAUGUUAAGAGUUAAAGUAUUAUUAAACCUUACACUGCAUCGUAUUGUCCCAUGCCAGUGGCUGUGGAAGACAAUCAUAAUUCUUGCAUCAUUUAUUUCCUUGAUAUUUAGAGACUUGGCAUCAAAAGAAACUUGCAUGGGGAGCAAAUUGUUAUGAAAAGAAUUCACACACUUUUUCAGGUAGUUCAUUAUUUUUUUAUGAUAUUAAAGGGUGCAGCACUUAAUUUACAAUGUGCUUAAGGAAGCACAGGUUAAAUUGUCUAAGACUUUCUUGCUGUUGACAGCAAAUUCAGGCUAGUGUAGCAUAAUGAAUGAAUGAAGGCUAGGAGGCUAGGAGACAAAGGAAUUUGAGAAUUAUCAACCUAGGUUAAAAAAUGUAACCCUGAAUUUAAUUUUGACUUGUAACAUACACAUGCACAAAUUUAAUAAAAAUAUUUACAACUGUGCAUUGUAGAAUCCAGUAGAAUUAGAGACAUGAAAAUGUUUGAUGAAUAAGCCACAACAGACUUAAUUGGAUUUUAGUACAUUUAGAUAACAGGAAAGUCAUACACAUAUUCAUUUUUAGUAUGACCCUCUCAUAACUAUUUUUAAUCUGUUUAUUUAUUUAUUUUGUAUUUAUUUUUUCUUUUUUUGCAGAAUGCAUUAAAAAAGUUUGUGGUGAGUAUCAUAAUAUUCACAAAAUGACAUGAUUAUUAUUAGAAAACUACCAACUUUUUAUUGAAAACACAUUAUGUUAUUUUAUUUUCAUUUUUAAAAAAAUGCUACACUGUACAUGUACAUGUAUCUGCUCAAAAAGUUUCUUUUUUUUUCUGUUUUAGGGGGACAUCAAACUUUGGAUCCAGUACAUUGAGUUCUGUAAGCACAUGGUAAGCUAUGUGCAUCGUAUGUGUUUUUGUAAAAUUAUAAUAAUAAUAAUAAUUUGUUUGCAUUCAUUCUGAGUAAUUGAAAAAACAAAUGUACGUGUAAAUGCACACAGUUGGCUUCUUGAUUGCUCACUAAAGGCUGUAGUGCUUUCUUGAAAAUAUAACAGAGUGGCAAAAGCGAUCAAAGAGAACAAAAAUGUUGUGAAGCUAAACUUCAUGCAGUGUAGGUCUCUUUCCCAUGGAACAGAAAAACAGCAGGGCACAUUGUGAGUUUCAUGGAUUAUAGAGAACUGCUGACUGGCCACUGAGGCUAAUGAAUCUUUCAAUAAAACAACUUGCUAACUGGGUUGAAUUUCUGUUCUUUAUAAAGUCAGGUUGGUGAUUGGCUUGCGCACAUUAAUUUGUUCAAGUGCAAUGCUAAUACAGGUGUAGGCUGUUUCUUGAUCUGAACCUUCAAUCAAACAAGCCAAAAUUUCCCAAGUCCCUGAAUGUUAUAAUUUGGUCCUUGCUCCGGCAGUAGUGAAAAAGAUAUACCUGAGGUUAAUCGUACGUAACAAAGUGCAGUAUAGACUAAAGGAUGCUGGGCUGAAUUUGCCUUCACUAUCCUGCUGCCUUACAAGACCUGUAUUUUAUUUUGUUUUUAGGGAAGCACAAAAAUGCUUGGCAAAGUUUUUGCCAGAGUCCUGCAAUACCACCCAAACAAUCCAAGUUAGUGUUUUUCAUUAAAAAAUAUAUAGCCUAGUGCCCCAUGCAUGGAUUUGUUUCAGGUCAAGAUCAAAUUCAGGUAAAAAUAACCUAGGUUGAUUCUCAAUUUACUUUGUCUCUUAGCUAAAAAUGUACUCCUAAUUAUUCAUGAACUAGGACUAGAAGGCAAAGGAAAUUGAGAAUCAACCAAGGUUAAAAAAAAGUUAUUAAACAUAUAUUUAUUUCUGACCUGUAGCAUUUUCACUGAUGAAAUUUCAGACAGCCAUGUGAGUGUUUUAUUGGUAAAUAAAUACACAUACAUGUACACUGUACAUGUACACUGUACAUGUAGUAGCAGCAGAACUGACAGGAAAUUCAUUCAAAAUGCUGGUAUUAUGUGUUGCACAAGACAUUGCCAAAGCAUAAAAAAGUGUGAACGACCACAGAAAUUACUUACUGAUGACACAUCACUAUGGCCCAGAUCUGGUUAGCACUUCUCAUGGUUGAAAAUUUGCCUCAUGCAAUCAGUAUGAAAUUUCUGCAUUUGUUCUUCAGACGUCAUUUUGUGGGAAACCAGUAUUGGCCUUUUUCUCAGGCCAAAAUAGACAUGGUAAAAUUUUGAGGCUUUUAAGGGUUCUCAAUAGAAUCCGGCACCCGGUGAUUGCUCGCCGCCUACUUUAGAAUUUGUAGCCAAUUACUUUGCAUUCUAUUUGCUGCUUUUUCCUCCCUAGUUUACAGCCCCUCCAUUUGUCACAUCCGCCUACUUAAGGUUGAAGAGACACCUCCUUCAAAUCCUAUUGAGAACCCUUUAUAAUAAUGAUAUCAAAUUAUUGAUGCAACAUGUCAGUAAUUACCAUCACAGAGAGCAUGUGAACUGGGGGUAGACACUAAGUCCUAGACACCUGAUGUCACCGGGAACUUGCUGUCAGAGGAAGACCAUUCGGCAAAGCUCACAAGCUGUGCUUAAUGGAAUUGAAUAAUAAGAAUCAUUGUUUAGGUCAGCAUUAGAUGUUCAUGUGCGUAGGAUUCAAACACUGUUUCCCUUCAGUCUCUCUUCCACUGUCACAAAUCAAACUGGGAAGUGAGAAAACUACAGCAGUGCUGUAUAAGUAUACUAAAAAAAUUCAGGUACCAGUGAAUUUGAAUUAAAAUAGCAGUAAGUGCUAUUUUUGUUACUAUUGCUAAUUUUAUCAAGACCUGUGGAUAAUGGCUGCAAAGUGGGAAUUUGAAGACAACAAGAACAUUCCAAACAGCAGAACUUUGUUACAAAGAGGACUUCGAGUGAACCCAUCAUCAAAACAACUUUGGCUGGAGGUAAAUAAAACUCUUAAUAAUAAUAAUAAUUAUAAUUGUUGUACAAGUGUACAAGCAGUAUGUGUAGUUAACCUAACAGGGUAUUUGCAGUUAACUAGGCUCUUUUGUUCUCCCAUUAAAGAGGCAUUGAUAAGGUUGUUAAAUUUUGUAUAAUGAGAAAAUGACUCCAGGGGUGUAUUUUAAGUUUGGACCGGAAGAAUGUGGUCGUAAAAAUAACCAGGUAGUUACAUUUUAUUGAGGAGGUGCCUGUAAAGGCUACGCAUGUUCCUCUGUUCUGACCCAUCAAGGCAGCAUUGAAAAGCGGCUGCAAAAUAUUGUCAGCCUCCUGACCUUAAGUCGAACUAAUGAAACUGCAAGUGUUUACAACUAUUGUUUUAAAGUCUCCCAAAACAAAAUCUGCACUCAGGAUAUUUAACUCCCUGCCUACCAGAGUCAAAUACAAAGUGUACCCACCAACCGGCAGCCAUUUCUUGACGACCGGAGUUCAUUUAUUCAAGACAACUCGAACAACUGGGCUGUUGGUGAUUUCGUUUGUCUCUUGUCAAUCAGGAUGUAUAUAAUUAUACGCCUGGGUCGCUGAAUGACCUCAAACAUGAUGUACACUGUAUAUAUAUGAACGUGUACGUCCUUGGUAGGCAAGGGGUUAAUUUUUUCCACUUGUCAAUUAAUGACUGUUUUAUUAGCAACAAUGAGUCCCGGACUCAUAAGAACUGCUUUAAUUUUUUCGCAUCGACCCUUGAUGGUAACAUCAAUUUUUUAGGUAUCAUACGUGUAUUAGAGAAUAAUUUUUGAUAAUUUUAAUUACAUUCAUGGUCUUUUUAUUUCAGUAUUUCAGAAUGGAGCUUCUACAUGUUGAAAAAGUAAGUAAACUGGUGUAAAAUGAAUGUGUAAUGUACUUACAGUAGGUCCAUAGUUCACAUUUUACCCUUCUCCUCCAAUAAUGUAAUGCAAGUUUUUUUCUAUUGUUUCUUUAAUUUUAGUGUUAUGCUUUAUUUUGCUUUGCUUAGUAUAUUUUUUCCUAAAUGUUGAGUUCCUUUUAUUAUCAUUAUCAUUAUCAUUAUCAUUAUAUUAUCAUUAUCAUUAUUAUUAUUUCUCAGAUUCAUAAAAGAAGAAAAAUUCUGGGAUUGGAUGACCAGGAAGAAACACAGGAGUCACUGGUAAAUUCUUGUACAAUCUUCAAAAUUCCUUAAUUGAAACUGAAGGGAUUUAUGUAAGGAUUUAAAUGUUUAUUGUUAUUUUGAGUGAGUAAGUCUCUUGCUAAAACAUGACUGAAAUUCCUUUUGUUUUGACUUGUUGGCGUAUUAGUUUUUACAGUGCAUUUAAGUUACCGGUAUUUUCACGUGGCAAAACUUUUCUGUAAUUAAAUACACUGUACGUCAUCUACAUGUACAGUUUACAUUUUAAAAAGAGAAUCAAUUUCAUGUGUUCAGAUUGUAUUGUAUUUGCGGGCAACUGCAAAAACAAAAAAAUCUUGCAUUUGAUUUUUUGUUUUUAAUUAAUUGUGAAUAAACCUAUAACCCUUAUUUUUUUAUAGUACAUGUCAGAGUGUAACAGAUUAUUAUUUUAUCAUUUCAUCUACCUCUUUUCAUCCCAUUUUGUGUUACAGUACUCCAGGGUUUCAUUUGAUUUUACCCUUUUUUCACUCAGGAAGAAGAAAAAGUGAGUCCAGAGUUCUUGGCUGGAAAAGUUCCUGAAAUAGUUUACCAAAAGGCAAUUCAAUGUAUACCAGGUAUGUGAAGUGUUUAAGAUUCUUACUGGCUUAUUCCAUACAGACAGGUGUUUAAUAUCCAGCUUUUGUUUCAUCUUACAGGCUACAUUUAUCAUUAAUAUUACUUAGAGAUAAAACCUGAGUGAUGCAUUUUUUUUCUUCAUUAUUUAUUUUCUAAAUAAGUUAGUAGUUUUUUUUAUAAUGAUGGAUAAUGUAUAUAUAUUUUUUGGCCAUUACUUUGUGUAGUUUAAGGGACAGUUAUAACAUAAACCUUCCUGCUGCAUAAGUAAUUAAUUAAAUCUUUAUUUUUGGUUAUUUUAUUUUAUUAUUAUUACUUUUUUACUUUCUUACUUGCAGAUGAUAUAGAAUUCAGAGUGUCUUUUAUUGAAGUUUAUCGCCUCUUUGAAGAUACAAAACAAAGUUGUGAUUUGGUGUAUAACAGGUAAAAGUUUGACUAUAUUUUGCAUUUCUUAUUUCUUCAUUUACCUUCCCUGGAGAGAAUUGCACCAGUUUUAUCAGGUGAACUCUCCAUGAAUUCCCCUCGCAGGGAUGAAAUGAAUUUUUCUUACUAGGAAGGACAUACAUGUAUGUCCACUUAGGAGAAAAUUUCAGGCGGGCAAACUAGAAAAGUUAUUAUAGACAUACAUUACAUGUACAUGUAUAUUGACUUAUUCAUUUUGUUAAGUACUAUGUAAAUCUUUUGCUUGAAAAUGACAUUCUUUGCCCGUUCUUCAUAUCCAGUGACAGAUACAUGUAACAUUUUUGUCGGACAGUAAGCAAUUUUUAUUGUCGGAUUGUCCAAUGACUGACUUUUAUUGCAGCUCUGUUGUAGAUUAUAAAGAUGCUUGCGUUAUUGGCAGUAGUACAGUUGUAGCUCUGCCUCACGACUGAAAUUGGCUCUGAUUCACAUCUUGUUUUAUUCUUUGCAGCUUAGUAGAGGACUUUCCUUCGUCAGAAGAAGUCUGGAAUUUAGUGGCCCGUCGACCCAUUGAUGAAAGGAAAAGUGAAGUAAAGAAAGGAAUGACAGAAAUAACAGGUUUGCAGAUUUGCUAACUUACCACUGUUCACCUGUACUGUAUGUUAGACAAGAAUGUGGUGCAUGUACCUUUCAUUAUGCCUAGUCGGUACGUAUGCCAAUUCUCCCUAAUUAAUAGAUAUUUCAUAUGAAGUUUCUUUUUGAGUUAUGAAAUUAACUUCUUAUCACGUCUCGUUAAAAACAAAGAUCACAAACAGAGGUUUCAUGUACGAUAUCAUUGAUGAUCUGUAAAUAACGUCAUGUGAUCACCAGUCCAUGAGACUUGACUUUUUUAUUUUUACUGUAACCCACCUAAUGAUGGUAUAAAAAAAAAUCCAUUGGCAGGGCUCCAUUUUCGAAACAUGGGAAAAGCAUAAUAUUUUGUUCGAGCUACGGGAUCUGGGGCCCACUUCUCGAAAGUCCCGGUAACUUUUCGGGCCCGAAAUCAAAUAUUCAAAUCAAAAUAUAAAGAAUAAAAAUGCGUGACCUGACUAGCAAACUACUCCAUUUUGUUUCAUUAACUGAUAGUUUUAUCAUGUUAGAUGCAAAACUAUUGAGAAACUAUUGAACCCCUGGUUGGCUAAGGACUAAGACAUUGUUGCUGAUGGAAUUGUCUUUCAGUUUAAGCACGCAAACUAAAAUUAAUUGUCAGGAUGCCGAAACUGAAUUUGCUUCUUAAAAGCAAGAAAAUGUUUUUGAUUCCAACUAAAAACACUCUCACUUGCUUCAAAAGACAUAAUCAAAUGUUUUCUAGAUUAGCUUCAUCAGACGAAAAAAAUAGAGAGAUUUUAAUCGUGUUUAAGGCAGACGGUAUACGACAAACAAUAGCUUAAAGUUGCUCAUUUAUUUAAUUAGGAUAAUUAUAAGCAGAUAAAAACGGUGCAAAAUAAAUCUCAUACGUGAUCAGGUAAAAAACCUUAUUACAUCACUACUUCUAUUUUUGCAAAGAUAAAAUCAACAGUAUGCUUACAACCAAGCAAGAUUAUAAUGGUUGUAGAUGCAGGUCCCAUUGUGGCAACAAGGAUGUUAUUGUGAAUGAUAAGAAAGUAUCUAUGACCGCUACAGGUAGUUUAAGUGUUGCGCGCAGCACAGCAGUCUGCAAAAAAAACUACGCCGGGAUCAUUUUUCACAGAUAGUCAGUGGUGUGAGCUGGAAGCAGAGAUGAACAAGUUAUUUCAGGAUGCUGUGGAGAAGGUUCCAACAGGUUAAAAUGAUUUCUUGCAUUCUUCGUUAUCUUGUCGUAUUAUACACGCGUACAUGUGCGUGUUACUCCCACCGUGGUUUAGAUGUCUCGCUUAGAAAGGGAAACGGCUCUUGCGUGUUUGCUUAACCUGUGUUACCGUUGACAUAUUCUCCCUCUCUCACUCUCUCUCUCUCUCUCUCCGCAGAGGCUUCCUUUGGGUAAAGAUUAGAAAAAAGUAAGCGCGCGGUGGACGAUGGGAAUUGGAAAAGGCGGGAGCCUCUCUUGCUCUCUUUCCCCUUCCCCUCGUCCUUCGCGCGCUUUCUUUUUCCCUCUUCCCAGCCUCCUUACUACACAAAGAGCUCUCUGCGGAGGAAAGAGAUAUUAGGGCCUUUUAUACGAGGAAAAAUAAGACGCGUCUUUCAUUCAGAGACGCGUCCUAAAUAAGACGCAAACUAUCCCGUAUAAACGGCACAUUAAGACGCGACUUAGCAAAGACGCGUCUUAUCGAAGAACAGGUUUUAGGGGCUGUUCUUAGAUAAGACGCGUCUUACCUAAAUUUCAGACGAAAUGUGCCCUUUAUACGGGAUAGUUUGAGUCUUAUUUAGGAAGCGUCCUAUGUAAGACGCGUCUCAUUUUUUCCCUUUUAAACGGCCCUUUUGUCCUGUUAAAAAACCCUGAAAGACAGUCCUUUAGGGCCUGUUUACAUGGAGGUGGGGGACCCCAGGAAGGUGAGGUAACCUGCUUAGGUGGGGUAACCCGCCCGUCCAUAUAAUCUCUCAUUUUGAUGGGAUCACGUUUACAUGUUAAGUGGGGUAACCCGCUACAUGCUACCACACCUACCUGGGGUCUCCCACCUUCAUGUAAACAGGCCCUAAGUGCCCCUUAUAACAUCGCAAUUUCACGCGUUGUUGGGGCAAGGUGUUGAGGGCCGUAACUCACUUUUGUUGUUUUGUCACCAGAUAAAAUGUGGGAGUUGUACAUCAAAGCUUUUAUGGAAUUGCUGGGUGAUAGUUCCACAAAAGAAGCAAAAAGAGUAAGCUCAUAAUUUCCAUUAUAGUUAUGUUGUUACAUAAACUGAUUAACUGAACAAAACCACAUGAAUCAUUUGUACAGUUGUGAAUUUUUUUUCUUGCUUGAAAUCAGUGUAAUUGUGUAGCGCUCAGAAGACAUUAGAGUGUUUUUCGGUGGUGGUUGGAACAAAGCUUUGCCAAAUUUAAAACACAUAGCAAGACCUUUAGGCUCCUUCCACGCGUAUCCGGCAAAUUUUUCUUUGCGGAUUCAAAAAUUUCCCGGCCACACCUCUGAUCGGGAUUCACUCUCAGUUCGUCAGCUAUUAUAUGUAAAGCGAUCUUCGGCUGAUGCAAAACUUUUUUCGCCAUUCUCCUUCAAUUAUUGUUUUGCAGACAAAAUUGCCCCACCAAGCACUAGUUCGCUCGUUUAACUUGUUUACUGCGUCUUCCAAUUUGUCCGUCCGACAUGGAAUCAAGCCUCAGAAUGGCAUGCCGCCGUUUGGCAUAACUGAAUUGUGCAGUAAUCACAGCUAGGUUUAACUGCACACACGUUAGAAGACUUGAAACUAAAGUCCAAGAAGUAAAGAAAGAUAACAUUGCGCUCGGCGCCAUCUUGAAUAUUCAGGGUAAACAACUGGCCGGGGGUCCUGGAAAGCCGAUUAGCACUAAUCCAGGAUUAAAUCUCGCUAAUCGCCGAAUACAUUUUGUCCCACGAUUAGAUUCUGUUCCUGAAAGUAUGAUUAACCUUAAUCUAGGAAUAAACCAAGUGUUAAUUUUAACCCACCUAGCGAGGUCGAUUAAGUCACUAAUCGGGGGAAUACGUUUGUAAAAACAAACAAAAUGGCGGACUUACCGUUGCCACAAAUACGUGAAAAAAAGUUCCGACAGCAAGAAAUUGAUUUCGAAAUUGAUCUAGACCUCUUCACUUUCCGCCAUUUUCCUUUACUUCACCCGUGCCUAAACAUUUUUCGCGCCAUAUUUUUUAAAAGCAAUCAUCCCAAAGACUAGUUAAACCGGUUUAUUUUAACACUAAUCUCGGAUUAGCUAAUCGUGGGCUUAUUUCGCUUUCAGGAACUCCUUUUUAACCCACGAUUAGUUAUCCGUGGAAUAGAAAAUUAAUCGUGGAUUUGACGCUAAUCGGAGGAUAGUUUAAUCGGCUUUCCAGGAACCGGGGCCUGGGCUCGAUCUUGUUACGUCACUGGAUAAAAGAAUAUCCGGAUUCAGCGUCCACUCGAUUCUUGAUUCAUAGCGUAUUCAAAAAUUUCCGCACUGGAGAGCGGAUUCAAAAAGUUGUAUGGAUUCACCAAUACGUGUGGACAGAAGACAAAAAUAUCCGGAUACCGGACAGCCUUAAAAAGCGCCAGUUUAAAAGCGCAGUCCCCUUUGUUGAUACAAUUCCGCGUGAUAUUUCCCUUCGUUUUUCAGGCUCGAGGGAAACUGAUUUAACAUAUUGGCAAGGUUAAAAUACCAUAGGUUAAGAUAACAGGGUUAUACUUUUUUGUUCUGUACGCUUAUAAGUUAACAUGCAGCUAAUUUUUCUUUAAUGAACUAUUGUUCCGUUCGCCCUUUAGUUCAUUAAGUAUUGUUUUCCUCAGCUCGGAGAAAAUUAUACCCAAAAAAUAACAAGCUUUUUAUUUUCUUUUGCUACACAGCGAGAAAAAACUGUGUUACAACUUUUUACAGCGGCAGACAGCAACAACCAUUUAACAGAAGAACUUUACAGGUCAUGGGUAAGUCAUAUAUUUAGUUUGGUGUCAAUUCCAAGAAACGAUACAACCAGUGUACCGUGGGUACCCCAGUGGGUCGGGUUGCCGCUAGGGACUCAGGCGCUCAUUCGAAAGACAUCAUAAAUAUUAAAAUUUCUUAUGUUUUUACAUCUCUACAGGUUGGUGUUUUGCUUCAAACAGAUAAAACGAAGCAAGCAUUAUCAGUGUGUAAAAAAGGAACUGAGCGGUUUAACUCAUCAGUGAGCUUAUGGAGUGAAUACCUGAGAUUGAAAGUUAUAAAUAAGGGUAACGACUUAGUCUUUGGGUUAUUUUUUCAUUCAAUAGUUUCUAUGUAAGGUCGCCAUUUUUUUGGUCAUAGUCUGACUGUUCAUUUCACUGUCCAUGUACAUGAACAGGAUCACAAAGCUUUUAUUAAUAUAUAAGGCUCACGGCCACAGCACUCAGCUCAUUUUUAAACUAACUGGUAUCUUUCGAUAGUGCUUUAAUAUAAGCCAGUUAAGAUAUCUUCUGUCCUCUUGGACCUCUACGAUGGUGGGGUGAUAACUUUCGGCUGCACCCGUGUUAAAUUAGGUUGGUUUAUUUGGUUUCAGUUUUUGUUCUUGGUAAUAUCUGUCCCUUUAUUUACAGGUAAAAUCGCGGACAUUCAGAAUCAAUUUUCUUCUGCUAUCAAAAAUGUGGAGCCUAAGGUAAACAAAUAUUAUUGGAAACCCUGCUCUCUAAGUCUUUUUAAACUACAGUGGGACUCCGUUAAUACGGUCACCUAUGGGUCCAAAAAAAUUAGCCAUAUUAACGGGGUUGCCGUAUUACCGGGGGAGGGUCAGAUUUAAUAGAGAGCUUAAGAUUGAGGUUUUUAUCGGCAUUUCCCGCAAGCCGCGAACGUCAAGAAGUCACGUGACCAGGGCCUUGCCGUCAGGUUUGCGGUUUGAGGUUCACGUUUGUACGGCUAGACCACGCUCCAGAGAUAAGUGAUUUACCGCAAGGUUUUUUGUACCCUACAACAUCACAAUCACACGUUUGAGAAGAAAUACGACUUUUUAGAACUCUUUUGCUUAUUGAUUAUAGAAUUCUACUUCAAAAAACUUAAUUUUGAAGUCAAUUUCUCAGCUAAAAUAGGAGUAAGACUGGUAAGAGGAUGAAUGAAAGCGAGCGAGAGCUUACUCGUAGGCUAUAGAAACUUCUAUCCUGAUCAAUAAACACUGACUUUUGACCGAAGAAGUAGUGCUGCUUAUAGCAGCUGAACAAAUACUAGCUGGGCGACUGGCUUUAAACCCAGGACUCGAAGAAAGUUUCGUCGUGUCCGGCGUCCGGGACAGAUUUUCCACCUCCCUGGGCAAGUAAAAGCUCGCUUGCGCAAUGGGCAAAGGACCGGACAAGUCAUCUUGUACUUAAUUAAUUAACCAAGACAAGCAAGUAGUAACCACGGUAAAGCAAAAUGUAAGACUUUAAGGACAAGCUGGAAAUCAAGCGGUUUUAUAUAUAUAUAUAUAUAUUUUUUUUUGCUCCCUGUAAAACUUGUAAAAGAACAGGGUUUUCCUCUUUUUUAACGGGAGGAUCUCUAUUCUCGUUAAGGAAUCGCUGCCACUGUGGAAUCUCUGGCUAGAUUGGUGUAUCGAGAAAAAUCCAGAUGAAGUUAGGGCUGUGUUUGAAGUAAGUGUUUUUAGAAUUGUUGACACAUAACUUUAUUUGUGCGGUUAGAAUCAUUUAUUGUGCACCGUCAUGUUGGGUCGAUAAGUGCAGUCAGUCCUUUCCCGGGCUGGGUGGGUUAUCUUUAAGGAGAGAUCUCAAUAUAGAAAUAACCUUAUGAUCCUCCAUCAGUUGUCGUAAUGGCAACCUGUAGACAGUGUAUCAGUACCAAAAUAUCUGACCAACUCUAGAAGGAGUCCGAUUUAUAGGAUUGUUCAUAAACAGAGAGUGGACUGCAUAAUAAAGAAUCACUUUUCUUUAUUUUUCUCUUUUGAUCUUCGGUUUUAAUCUUCUCAGUCUUCGUUGCAAUCUUGUGUUGACGUGAGUUCCCCAAUGAAGGAAAAGUAUGUUGAGUGGACAGUGAAGUCAAAAGGAAUAAAGAAAGCCAGAAAACUUUAUAAAAGGUAAGAUUAUCGUGCUCUGUGUUUACAGUCAACUCUCUCUAAGACGGACACCUCUGGGACGGGCACUAAGUGUCCAUCUUAGAGAGAUGCCCAUCAUAUAAAGAGUCAAAUAAAGGAAAUAAAGAAAGGCUGGGACCAACUCUAGUUGUCCGUCUUAUAGAGAGUCAAAUAAAGGGAGUAAAGAAAGAUGGGGACCAACACUAGGUGUCCGUUUAACAGAGGUGUCCGUCUUAUAGAGAGUCAAAUAAAGGGAGUAAAUAAAGGCAGGAACCAACUCUAGGUGUCCGGUUUACAGAGGUGUCCGUCUUACAGAGAGUCAAAUAAAGGGAGUAAAGAAAGGCAGGGACCAACUCUAGUUGUCCGUCUUAUAGAGAGUCAAAUAAAGGGAGUAAAUAAAGGCAGGAACCAACAUUAGGUGUCCGUUUUACAGAGGUGUCCGUCUUAUAGAGAGUCAAAUAAAGGGAGUAAAGAAAGGCAGAAACCAACUCUAGGUGUCCGUUUUAGAGAGGUGUCCGUCUUCUAGAGAGUCAAAUAAAGGGAGUAAAUAAAGGCAGGAACCAACUCUAGGUGUCCGGUUUACAGAGGUGUCCGUCUUACAGAGAGUCAAAUAAAGGGAGUAAAGAAAGGCAGGGACCAACUCUCGGUGGCCGUUUUUCAUUUGAUUUUUUUUUUACGACAGAGAUUGCAGCGAACACGAAGCGCGGGGGGAUGAGCCUCGCUCUUUGUAAUGACAUUCACGUCCGAUUUGCUUGUUCAUCGAAUUAAAAUAUAACAAAACAGGGGGCCAUGAACAAUAUAAAUGACGGCAAACUGUUGCAAAAUAUGUAUUGGGUGAAUUUGGUACCUAUAGAUCAAAAACCUGUAUCCCUGGAUAAACAUGGAUAACUUUGCUUCUGAUGGGUGAAAAUGACAUUAAUUUCAUCUUGUUUUCUCUAUAGAUUAGAGGUCUAGAAUUAAGUCGAUGAAAAUAUUACAGGUUAGAUAUUCUGUUGAGUAAUUUUUUGUCUUCUCUUUUCUGUAGGCUCAGUCAGACACCACCCGUGGAAAUUUCCUUCUUUCAAAAAUGCAUCGAGCUGGAACUCGAACAGGUGAGUGAGAAAGAAACACCAAAGUUGUUGCAAAAAAUGUUUCCUCUUUCUUUUUAUCUUUUUUUUUUUUUUAACUACUGUCACAUAGAAAGCCCUGCUGAAGAAAUCUGCAGUGCUUCGCAACUGUCUGUGAGCUCAUUAAUGUCAUUUUAACCUCACCCUUAUGUGUCAGUCUUUGCCCUUCUUAAUUCUAAAUACGCGAUAGAUAGCGGCUGUCCAGUGGGUAGGUAAAGUAGACCAGUAACCGGCUUUCAGUACCAAGGGUGCUUGCCAAUAGGCAAAAUACUUGAGAAAUCCCAAAUGUAAUCAUUGUUAGGGCUUGCAAAGGGCAUGCCUCAUUUUUAUUGUCCCAGUAACGAAAUUCGUUCCCGAACUCAAAACUUCAAACUGUACUAUUAGCCCUUUAAGGGAAACGAUUAAUAGAAACCUAUUGCAUCGUCCACUUGAUGUAGGUGUGACUGUUAGGUAGCGGUGGAAAUUUAUUCCCUUCCCCUCGACAAUGUUCUACUGGCAAAGGACUGUACGGCUAUUUAAAGGCGACCAGGUUGUCUGAUUUUCAGUGCAUUAAUUGCUGUUAUCUUUUGUUUUCUCAGGACGAGCUGAGUUUAAAGCGUGUCCGUAGUCUGUACGAGACAGCGGUUGAUCAUUUUGGAACAUCUCAUCCUGGUAAGCUCGUUUUAUAAUUUUGUCAUAUACCUCAUGGCGGUAAGCCAUAUAGUCACUCGCGUAUACCUCAUUUUCUCUUCCAUUUUGAGGUUGCGAAUUGAACAUCUUUUGUAAUGUUUUGACCCGUGACGGUGUUAUUCCAACGAAUGCCCUUGAAAGUGGGGAACGUGUAGGUUUCUCUGAUGGUCAUGGAGCACGAAGGGAACUUUUCCUCAAUUAUUGAAUUUAACAGCGUGCGUGUUUUGUGUUUUGCAAAUAAUUGUUCCAUAAAUAGGAUGACGCUGGACUUGUUUUCGAGUAACUUCGAGAGCUCAGCGCGCCUCUUUCCUAAACUGUCUAGAAACUACUUCGAUCCUUACGCCUAAUUUAAAUAGUUUUAAAAGCUUUUCGUUACGCUUUUUCACUUAAGUUUGUUUUUGUCUGUCGUAGUUUUUAUACGAACACCGAAUACGCCCCCAAACACCAGGGGAUCUCGUACGCCAGAUUAUACGACUACUCGUUUUGUCUGAAGUGUACGUACGUAGUUUCCUUCCUUUGAUUCUGACAUCCUGUCUCGUGCUUUAUCUGAUAAGACAUAGAUUGACGCCACGUGAAACUUCUGAGACAAAUUAAACUAGGUCACGUUCCACUCAGGUGCGUUUUUUUUGUCGUGUGAUAAAACUUAACUGAGGACACUUGGCAAUAUUUCGGUCCCCGCUUAUCGACUCUCAACCACUGAACCGAAGAAAGCAAAAAACGGAAGAAGUAAAAGAGAAAAAACAAAACUAUUUCUAGCUCCAAGCUGCGCUCGUGAAGAGCAGUAUCUAUAUUGUAUCUAUAUUCCAGUUUAACUUUUGAGUCUAAGGUUUUAGGUCUUCCAGUGCGGCGAUGUAAGUAAAACGAGAAGCGUUUUUCCCGUUAUGGCGUCUUUAACCAUGCUAUGAGAUGUUUGCUUUUAAAGAAAUUCAUCAGGCUAAAAAUUGUCAAACAGUAAAACUUUAACUCAAAACCAGUGAUAAUGACAUAAAAGCUUUGCUUGUUUGUAAGAAAGAUGAACGUGUUUGUACCAGAGUAAAAACUAUUGAACAUUUUUUGUGCCAACCGAAGUAGUACGUUUCCUUGGUGUUCUUUUGAUGCGGGAGUCAUAGGACUCGGCAUAAGCACUUGUGAGCUUUGUUGCUAGUUUUUCUAUUCGUCUCUGCAAGGUGCUUUAAACUGUUUAUUCGGUGAAAGUAAUCCGCCAAAUUCUUUCUAUUCAUAUCAAAGCUAUAGAAAGGUUUUUCCCAGAAGUGCUGUGUUUCACUCAUGUUUUUAUAGUUCUUUUUCUAACUUUUGUGUGUACAAUGGGCGUGUCAGUCUUUUUGUGGAGCUGAAAUUCUAGAACCUGCUGUACCAUUCCGCAACCAUUCAGCGAUUACUCGUUCCAUUUUCUUGUGCAUCAAGAGCGGCUCCGGCCAGCUCCUUCCGGCCGUCUCGCCUUUCGACCCAAAACAUAAGCAAACCAUAGAGCAAACUUUAUUGAUAUGACUGAAACAAAUAUAUUGUUUGUGAAAACAUACAGUUAUUGUUUUUUCCAUGAAAUUACGUCGUAAGUUAUUUUUGUCUUAUGGGGCCGUCAGAGGUGCAGAAAAGUGGAGCAAUGUUUUUGUACAUAUGUCUCCUGGAUUUCACAAAUUUGGAUGUCCCGAAUUGGAAUAUAACUAAUGAGAUAUAUAACCAAAGAGGAUUUUGCGUUUUCACUUAAAUCUAUAAAUAAUCCUGUUGCGUUUGGAAACGUUUUUAGAAAAUCCAACAAUAGAUUUUGACCACAAGGCAUUUAAUUAGCAGGGGUUUUUAUGUUUUAAAAGACCGGCAAGUUUGCCAUGCCAUUGAAAAUAAAUCUUGUACGUGAUUUGCGCUUCCAGUUCAAGAGCGUUUACGAUAGUGUAGUAAAAAGUCAACGCGAACAUUUUCUUUUUUGAAAGAGAAUUAAAAAACGCAUGUGACUUUAAGUGCUCGAUCGAACAAGUGUUUUUUAAGAAAUUUGGUUUGCAUUUGUCGAUUGGUCAAUGAAUCUUUCAUCUUUGUGGCUCACAAAAUUACAGAAAUAAAUUUUCGCACGAUAGUCAUAACAGACUUCUUCAAAGUAAGUCUAAGUUUAUUAUCUCAGCCGCCAUGACGCCCCUAAACUAAGCGCUGUUUUCCUCGAGUAACAGACUACAAAUUGGAUAAAUUCAAGGGAUUUUCAUAUGAGAAAAUUACAAAGCGAACUGUACAGUAGGAAAGUGCUGCUCGUUACUUUUGAUCCGCAGACUCAACAAAGAAAGAGCGUAUCAUAUGGCGAAGUAUUCGUAUUCCGGAAUAGGCAAAGUAAGAACAACAAUUUGGAGAUAAAUUUGUUUCUAGAAGGAGUGAUGGUAGUGGAGAUUUUCGUCCACUGAGAAGCUACGAGUCACUAAAAACUGGUGCAAAGUUUCAAAAAGAAAAUGAAGGUUUUUCGUUCUACCUGGGUCUUGAAUUUCCCCACGAGCGCGAAAUUUGACGAAGAAUUUGUCGACGUUGAAGCGCUCGCUCUUUUUCGAGAGAAGUAUGUCGUCCGUCUCCCUUUGACAAUUUUUUUUAUUUUUUAAACCGAUUACUGUAAGGCGCUUGCUUUGCUUACAGUGCUUUCCGUCUUGUUGUUACAAAAAUAAUAUUUUUGAGCUUAACAUUAAUCUUCGUUAUGACUUGGUCGGCGUAAAUCGAAGGAGAAAUAAACUCUGCUUUAUCUUUCAUUUCGUUGAAUUUUUGUUGACUGGAGCUUUUGUCAUUUACGUGACCUAACGAUAGUUUGUGCUCCUGAGUGAACCGUGCCUUAAAACAAAGUCAUAUUAUUAUUAGCUAACUUUCCACCUACCCCUCCCCUAAUCCAACGUUAAUACUGAGUUCUUAAUUGGGGCAAAAUGUCGGUUUAAGGGAGGGGUAGGUGCGGUAAUUUCCUAGCGUCUUAGACUGAUCCAAUUAUUGCAAUUAAACAAAUCAAGAAAAAAACAAUGCAAAAACAAGGCAAAAAAAAACAAUGCAACCGCUAUAAGUGCUGCCAAAAACUCAACCGGAAAAUUGGCUUCAAUCUCUGAGGUGUUAACCACCUGUUAGUCACGGAAUGUUUUUAACUGGUUAUCACUUAAGUUUUUUGUAGGACUAUUAUAUGUCAUGACAUAAGCGAGUUCACUCCGGCGCAGAAAACUGCGCUUAAAUCAUUGAAUAUAGCGAUUGUUAAUCGAUUACUCAUUUCACUUCUGGGUUGCUUUAUAAAAACAUAAAAAGUUGUUCCAAAGAAGUUUCUAGUUUGGGUGAAGUGCUAUUUUUUGACCAUUCAAUUGAAAUCCCUUUAGCUGUAUUUUUACUUGGCACUGAUUUUUUUUCUGCGGCUUCUAAAGAUUUUUAAUGCACUGGUUUUUGUUGCUGGUGGUGGUGUUGUUUUGGGGGGGUGGGGGUGGGCGGGCGGUGGAGCAUAAAUUCAAGUUUGUUACCUCUGGGAGUUAAUUGUCUAAUACUGGGUGCGUUACAUUUUCUUUCAACAGAUCUAUGGUUGGACUAUAUUCGUUUUGAGCUUGAUCACCCUGAUAACAAGGCAAGUACCACAGGAGAGCUGUACUGGCGUGCUACCAAGUGUCUUGAAGGACAAUAUACUGAGAAGUUUGUGGGUCUUCACUCCUUACUGCAGGCAAGGCGGGUGUAGAAACAUCAACACGCCUUUCUUUCAUCAUACUAACUU